This is a messenger RNA of Aspergillus tanneri, 468 nucleotides long. Its product is annotated as tetratricopeptide repeat protein. Gene Ontology annotation, molecular function: protein binding. Bases 1 to 468 code for a protein of 155 amino acids. NCBI's taxonomy places the organism in Eukaryota, Fungi, Ascomycota, Eurotiomycetes, Eurotiales, Aspergillaceae. The record is from RefSeq and is a predicted model, not a curated record. The transcript has 3 exons.
AUGUGUCCCUAUCAUCUAUCAAAACUUCGAACUUUGAACAAACUGGGCAACCUCUACGCACGUCAGAGAAACCUGCAAAUGGCGGACGAGAUGUACAUUAGGGCAUUAGCCGCAAAGGAGGAAUAUUUUGGCCGUAAAGAAGGCUCUACCCUUGACACUGUCAAUAAUCUUGCAAGCUUGUAUGCCUUCCAACAAAGACUCGACGAAGCAACCAAUGUCUAUUAUGGCCAAGGCAGGCACAUUGAGGCAAGCUUGAUAUACCAGCAUGAACUAUACGGCAGGGAGAAAGUGCUGAUGCGUCUGGAGACACCAGCUGCACAGAGAACUUUGAUUGGUCCUGACAAUCAUCACCGAGUCCGUCAGAGGAUGAAGACUCAGCCAUCGCCUCUGAAACUUCUGACCAAAAUAGUUCUAUUUUAUCAUCCUCGGGCUCUUGCAAAGCAGAGAACGCCCGACUUCACGACCUGA